AUGGUUUUCGUUUUUCGUAAUAUAUGGAGUUUGAAGCAUUCAAUGACCAGCGAUAAUGACAUUGUCGUCAGGCUUUCAAGGUCAGUUGAUGGGUAUAUAACACUUUUGAAUCCAAGGGUAUGCGUGGUUUUGCAUUGCACAGAUCCAGCCAGACGUAUUGUACAAUACAAGAAAAUGUCGUCUAAAAUCACUGCAAGUUAUGAAAAUGUUUCCGAAGUGGCAGAUCACAUCAGAAAGCUGAUAAAUAUUAAGCCAGAAAUUGGCAUCGUUUGUGGAAGUGGUCUUGGGGAGCUAGCCAAUGGUGUUCAAAAUGCUACAGUUAUCCCAUAUGUAGAUAUACCUGGUUUCCCGAAUUCAACUGUACAAGGACACUCUGGAAACUUAGUUUUCGGAACGCUGAGUGGCCGUAAAGUGGUUGUGAUGCAGGGACGAUUCCACAUGUAUGAAGGAUGGACAAGACAUGAAAUAGCCAUUCCUAUUCGCGUCAUGAAGCUGUUGGGAGUGAAGACUCUAUUGUUGAGCAAUGCUGUUGGUGGUUUAAACAGAGAUCUUAAAGGUGGAGAUUUCGUUGUUCUGAAAGACCAUCUUUACUUUGCUGGUCUUGGUUUAAAUGGUAUUCUAGUUGGUGAAAAUGAAGACAAAUUUGGCCCUCGAUUCCCAGCUCUUUCAGAUGCCUACGACUCCGACCUGAGAAAGUUGGCCAUAAAAAUAGCGAGAGAGGAGAAGUUUGGAGACGUUGUCCACGAAGGUGUCUACGGAAUGAAUGGUGGUCCAUGUUAUGAAACACCCGCUGAGUGCAAAAUGAUGCUCAUGAUGGGUUGUGAUGUUGUUGGUAUGAGUACCAUCCCUGAAGUGAUAUUCGCUCGUCACUGUGGAAUGAAAGUACUUGCAAUUUCAUUAGUGACAAAUAUUAGCGUUUUGGACGUUGACAGUAAAGUAUGUGCAAAUCAUGAAGAGGUGUUAGCAAUGUCGAACAAACGUGCGACUCUAUUACAGUCAUGGUUCGCCAAGAUUAUUUCCAGAUUACCAUCUGAAUAA
Trichobilharzia regenti is the source of this 1038-nucleotide messenger RNA. Lineage: Eukaryota; Metazoa; Platyhelminthes; Trematoda; Strigeidida; Schistosomatidae. The record is from the annotation of a GenBank genome assembly.